Darwinula stevensoni is the source of this 2400-nucleotide messenger RNA. NCBI's taxonomy places the organism in Eukaryota, Metazoa, Arthropoda, Ostracoda, Podocopida, Darwinulidae. The record is from the annotation of a GenBank genome assembly.
AUGACCCAUCCUUCUCUUUCUAGCUCACGGCUAAUUCCUGCUCAUAAAUCCACUUCUGGACGCUGUUUCUCGCGUCUUAAGCCAGCCUGCGCGGGUUGUCUUGGAGCCCCGCAAUAUCCAGACUACGAGGAGGAAGUCCUGGAAGAUGACCCCAACAUCACCACCAUAGGACAGACCUUCACGGUCAACUUGGGAGAGAACGUCGUGUUACCCUGCAAAGUCGACAAAAUCGGAUCUCUGGUGCUGAUGUGGAAGAAGCAGCAGACGGUCCUGACAGCCGGCCCCCUCAUGGUGACCCGCGACGCCCGGAUCAACGGCACGGACGGCGGGCAAGAGCUCCACAUCAAGACCGUUCGCCCCGCCGACGCCGGCGAAUACACGUGUCAGCUCAGUUCCUGGACCCCCAAGAACAUCACUCAUCGCCUCAUCAUCAACGUGCCACCUCGCGUGAAAGCGGACCGGAACGCGAUCGUGGCCAGGCAAGGAGAGUCCGUGACCCUCAAUUGCAUCGUCACCAGGGGUUUCCCGGAACCGGUCGUCACCUGGACCUUCGUCAAGAAGAGCGACGGAACGCCGACGGCGAAGUCCUGGACCGGGAGCUCCAUCACGCUCGAGAACGUGGACAGACACGAGGCCGGGAAGUAUCAAUGCCGGGCCGACAACGGACUCGGGGAUCCUGGCAUCGAUGACGUCCAGGUCGUCGUCAACUAUGCACCGGAGAUUCACGUGGAUCAAGAUUGGAUCCACUCUGGAGAGGGCAACGACGUGGAACUCACCUGUAACAUUCAAGGGGACCCCAAGCCUACCGUGGAAUGGCAGCGUCGCAUGGAAGACGGAAAGAGGUUUACGCUGGAUCCGUCCGUGACGAGGUACAAUGGGAACACCUACACCCUGGAUAUCAAGAACCUGAACCGUGGGGACUUCUCCGUCUACGUCUGCAAGGCCAGCAACGAGCUCGGGGAGACUGAGGAGAGCAUCGAAGUCUCGGGUGAGGACAGACGGGCAAAGACGAAGGAGUCUGGUUGGGAACGGGCGGGCAACAUCAUGGGAAAAGCUCCGAGGGUGGCCAAUCAGGCGGAAUUCAAGUCGGAGCCGAACGGAGAUCAGCCGAAUGCCUACCGACUCGUCUGGGAAGUGGAGAGCUACAGCCCCAUCGAAUCGUACGAGCUCGAGUACCGCAAACACAACGAGACGGAGAGCCUGCCGUGGUCGACGAUCACGAUACCGCCGGAUCAGUCGUCUUCUUAUCAGCACUCGAAGGCCUACACACUCGAGGGCCUGACGGAGGCCACCACCUACGAGGCCAAAGUUCGAGUCAAGAACCGGUUCGGAUGGAAUCGGGAAUCGGAAAUCUUCUCCUUCGCCACCCUCGGUGGUUACGUGGUGUCAGAUAUGGAAAGCAAGUCUGGCUCCCCGUCAUCUGUGAUAGACGUGAUCCGCCUCACUUCUCUCAUCUUGGUCUCCAGCCUCUCCAGUCUACUCCUCUCUUAAAAAUCCUUUUCCUCGAGUCUCCUAUUCAAGAUCUUCAUUCUCAAGGAAUGCCAUCGUGUCUAGUGGGGCGGAGUGAUAACGGAAAGAGAGCAGAAGAAAAAAAAAUUCCAGAAAAUAAGUUCCCAGUGUCGAGUUUAUUACCAGUGCAGCUGAGUCAUAGUCUUGGGGACCCAGUUCUAAUUUAUCGGGUGAUUUUCACCCAGACACAAACGCGAAUGAGUGGGAAGAAAUAUCGCCACAAGUCUACCAUGUACACAAGGAGAAAAAUAAACGCGAAUUCACUUCACUCCAGUCUGGGACUGUGAUUUGUCUUUUUUCGCUCAUGUGUAAAGGUUUGCAAAGAGUGUGAGUGUCCCGUGUGUGAUUUCUUCUCGUCUCAGGUGAUGCAAAAAAAAAAAUUGAAUCUUUGUGUGGCUUCGAGAGCAUCUUUAACGAUUCUCUAAGGCCUUUCCUCAUUCGGAUGGUAAUUUACAUGAACAUGUAUGCAUGUGCCUUUUCUCUCUUGGGACAUUGUACAUAAUUGGGUAUGAAACGUGUGUGCCUUGUUCACUUGGGUCACGAAUGUUCGUGUGUUUGGGGAAAGGGAGCAAGAGAGAGAGAAAGGGUGAAUGAAAGAGGUUUUUUUUUUUCCCCGAGAUUAUUCUAUCGCCAUGAUUAUUCAGAUUCACACGAGAUGCUACCCAGAAAGGAAUCAAAAUCCAAAAAAAUAUUUGUUCGGUUGUCCCUCGUAUUCGGUUUAUGCCACCAAUGGGAAUAAUGUUUCUCGUGAUUGUCCUUUCUCCUGUCUGCCAAGAACGGCAGAAAUCCUGUAUGCAUAACCAGCUUGUCCGUUUCCAUCUAUGCAGAUUUUCUUCAACGAAGUUUAAGUUCGAUGAUUGGAACAGAAUAAUAAAAUGAUUCUUCUCACAA